AUGAACGUCGAUAUCACUUUUCAUAUGUUAACCACCAACAUUGACUCAUAUUCUGAAUCGGCAUUUAAUCCUUUUUACCAAGUGCAGCUUAAGCGGGACGGGAGCGCGUUGAUUGGGGCUGGGGGCGGCUGUUGGUUGCCGUGGAGGUCAGUUUCGUUCGGUGGUGCGGAUGCGGUCGUGGGGACGGUGGUUCCGGCUGGGGUAGGUGUGAUUCCGACUGACGGUGGCGUUCUGCGUUAUCGUCGUCGGCAGUUACCUUUUGUCGUCGUCUCCCUCUUCCGUUUUCUUCUCCGUCGGGCGGGCGGGCCUCCUCCUCUUCGGUUGGCCGGCGCGCUUCGCUCGUCCCUGAUUUUCUGGCCUUCGCCGCGACCGGCGUCGUUCGGUGUCGUCGAACCUGAAAUACCGCCACUUCCGUCGUUUCCUCGCUCACCCGGUGAAAAAGGGGACGGGUCGCUCGGCGGCCCUCUUGCUAGCGCCAAGGGUGCAGGCUCCCCCACCCCGGAUUGGGGCCCGCGCUCGACCCUUAGCCGGGGACCGUGCCGGGCGGGGAGUUUGACUGGGGCGGUACGAAUGUUAACUUUACUCCUUUUUUCUUUCUUUACUCCUUUCCUUCCUCUUCCUGUCUUCCUUUGCUUUUCCCCCCUUUCUCUCUUUCUUUCAUUCUUUUUCCGUUCUUUUUCCAUUUCCCAAUUCUUUCUCACCCCAUAUGGAGAUGCCCUUAUAUAUCCAUUUCUUUCUUUCUUUCUUUCUUUCUUUCUUUCUUUCUUUCUUUCUUUCUUUCUUUCUUCCUUCUCUCGCGUUAGUCACUUUUUUUUUUUUUUUCAUUUUUCAAUUCUUUCUUCCAUCUCUCUCUCUCUCUCUCUCUCUCUCUCUCUCUCUCUCUCUCUUUCUUUUUUAUAUCAUUUCUGGAAACUUUUUCUUUCUUUCUUUCUUUCUUUCUUUCUUUCUUUUCCUUCCUUCUCUCACAUCUUUCCAUUUAAUUUUCAAUUCUUCCUAAACCCCCACCUUUUCUUUUUUUAUAAUUUGCCUUGUAUUCUCUCUUUCUUUCUUUCGUUUCGUUUCUUUCUUUCUUUUGCUAGCUUCUUUCUUUCUUUCUUUGUGUCGCUCGUUUCCUUUUCUUUCUUUGUCAUCCUGUAUUCUUCCUUUCUUUUGGUUGUUUUUUCUUUCUUUCCUUUUUCGUUUAGUUUCUUUCAUUUUUUUCUUUCUUUCUUUCUUUCUUUCUUUCUUUCUUUGUCAGCUUGUAUUCUUUCUUACUUUCUUUUGCUUGUUUCUUUUUUCUUACUUUAUGUCGCUCCUUUCUUUUUUCUUUCUUUCUUUUUCUUUCUUUCUUUCUUUGUCACCGUGUAUUUUUCCUUUUUAUUUCUCCUUUCUUUCUUUCUGUCUUUUUAUCUUUCUUCCUUUCUUUUAGCUCUUUUCUUUCUUUCUUUUUCUCCUUUCUUUAUUUCGAUCGUUUCUUUUUUCUUUCUUUUUUCUCUCUUUCUUUCUUUCUUUUUUUCUUUCUUUUUUCUUUCGUUCGUUUUUUCUUUCUUUUUUUUUUCUUUCUUUUCUCCUUUCUUUAUUUUGAUCGUUUCUUUUUUUCUUUUUUUCUCUUUCUUUUUUUUUUUUUUUUCUUUCUUUCUUUCUUUCGUUCGUUUCUUUCUUUUUUUUUCUUUCUUUUCUUUUUCUCCUUUCUUUAUUUUGAUCGUUUCUUUUUUUUUUUUUCUCUUUCUUUCUUUCUUUUUUUUUUUUCUUUCUUUCGUUCGUUUCUUUCUUUCUUUUUUCUUUCUUUCUUUUUCUCGUUUCUUUAUUUUGAUCGUUUCUUUUUUCUUUCUUUUUUCUCUCUUUCUUUCUUUCUUUUUUUCUUUCUUUCUUUCUUUCGUUCGUUUCUUUCUUUCUUUUUUCUUUCUUUCUUUUUCUCCUUUCUUUAUUUUGAUCGUUUCUUUUUUCUUUCUUUUUUCUCUCUUUCUUUCUUUUUUUCUUUCUUUCUUUCUUUCGUUCGUUUUUUUCUUUCUUUUUUCUUUCUUUCUUUUUCUCCUUUCUUUAUUUCGAUCGUUUCUUUUUUCUUUCUUUUUUCUCUCUUUCUUUCUUACUUUUAUUCUCUGUCAGCUUGUAUUCUUCCUUUCUUUGUUUCUUUGUUUCUUUCUUUCUUUUUUCGCUCGUUUCUUUCUUUCGCGCAUUUCUUUCGCUCGUUUCUUUCUUUCUUUUUUUCUUUUGCGCGUUUCUUUCUUAAUUUCUUUCUUUCUUUCUUGUCUCUAUUUUCUCCUUGCUUUCUCUCUCUCUCUCUCUCUCUCUCUUUCCCCCUCUCUCUCUCUCUCUCUCUCUCUCUGUCCACCUCUCUCUCUUUACUUCUGA
Messenger RNA from Acanthosepion pharaonis, 2331 nucleotides. Lineage: Eukaryota; Metazoa; Mollusca; Cephalopoda; Sepiida; Sepiidae. The record is from the annotation of a GenBank genome assembly.